Molecule: messenger RNA, 2241 nt
Organism: Scylla paramamosain (green mud crab)
Lineage: Eukaryota; Metazoa; Arthropoda; Malacostraca; Decapoda; Portunidae
Exons: 5
Coding region: 173-2098 (641 amino acids)
Source: RefSeq, a predicted model, not a curated record
GCUGACUGGGUCCUUGGCGAGAGAGGAGCGAGCGUGUCCCCAGAUUCAAAAAUGGCUCCCUGUGUGUGUGAAAUGGUUCCAUGUUCUCAGUACCACUUGAGAGAAACUCACACUGCAGGGCCAACUGUGAUGCCAAGGGGCUGCUGCUUAGUGAUAUGGUCACAUCCUGCAGAUGACACCACCAAGAGCUACACACUGUAAGAUUCUUCAUCCCAAUUCCUUGUCUGGAAGAGGACCUCUUGCUACAUGGACAUCUUGGUGGAGCUGUAUGCAGUUAGGCAGUGGGCAUCAUGUGAUGGUAGAUGUUAUUCGUGGAAGUCAUGAUGGCAGUUUAAUAGUGAUCGUCAGAAAAAUGGAGAGUGAAGAAUGGAACCCCAACCAUUUUGCCAAGUAUUAUUUUCAAGUUUUUCUUGAGGAUGAAGAAGAAAAUUCAUUGUUUAUGGACAGCUGGAUUUAUCUUGACCAAGAAGCAGAUGAGGAACUGUCUUGUGCCAAAGAAUACCAGUCUCCUCAUCAAGAUGUAACAGACAUCACAAAAAAAUUAGGAGAUGGGUGUAAGUUAAGUCAAGCUGAAUCAUGCCCAUGCAACUCAUCAGCAGAAGACAAUCAGCGUAAUUUCCCUGUGACAGUACCUCAUUUUCAAAAUAUCCAUAAAACUUCAAUAGAACAUACACCAAAAGAAGACAGUGCUAGUGAAACAACUUGCACAGAUGUUUCAGAAGUGUGUUCAUCAGAGCCACCUCCUAAGGCUUUAUACAAUAGAACAGAUGUCAGUGAACAUGCUAUGGUUGUGUAUGGUGUAGAAGGUGAAAAUAGUGUCAAAACAUCAGACAGUAGUGUUGUUGAAACACCAGGCACAGUUUCUGAAUCAUUUUUAUCUGUGAUAGCUGAUGAUAUAGGUUUUAAUGAAACCCAUACACAGUCAUCAGAUGUGUGUAGUUCAGGUGAAAAUAUUGCUAAAACAUCUGACAAUUUUGUUACUAGAUCAACUGACAUUGUCUCCAAAUCAGUGUCAUCUGAGGUAGUUGAUGCUGAUAUAGAUAGUGAUGAAACCAAUACAUAUUCUUCAGAUCUCUGCAUUUCAAAAGAUAAAAAUACUGCUGAAACACUUGCUAGUGGUGUUGAUAAAUCAUCAGACAUUAUUUAUAAAUCAUUGUUAUCUGUGACAGCUAAUGAUAUCAUAGACUGUAAUGAAACCAGUACACAUCCAUCACAUAUGUAUUCAAAAGUGAAAAGUAAAUUACCUGACAUCCAUUCUUCCAAAUCAUUCCUGCAUGAGGUAAUGAAUUCUGCUAGAGACUCCAGUGAAACUUACAUGUAUUCUACAGAUAUGUGCAGUGUAAAAGAGGAGAAUAUUAAGGAAACUCCUCACACUCAUGUCUCUAAGACUUCUUCAUCUGAAACAGUUAAAUUUGACAUGGACCCAUUCAUUAAAUCAGAAAGUAAUUGUCCUUCCAAAAGAGAAAUAAAACCAAUCUCUUCUAAGAUUCAAAAGAAGAACUCUUUUGAAGAUAUGGAAGUAACAAUUAUUGAUGAUGAUGAUGAUGAGCCACAAAUAAUUACUUCUGAUGAUGAGGCACCAAUAGUUAUUUCUGAUGACAAGGAUUCUGAUUCCAGUGAUAUUGAAAUAAUAUAUGUUGGAGCACAUCAGUUAUUAAGUGCUUGUACUGCCAUCAAAGAUGAGAAGCCUCCUUUAGACAAGAAAAUCAAACAUGAACAUCAAAAAAAAAAUUAUACUAAUGUUAUUCCAGCAAAUUAUAGUAGUGAUUUAAUGAUAUGUAAGGAAAUCACAGUGUCACAACUCACAACCCACAGACCACAAAAAGCAGUGGAACAUCCAAAGACUUCAAGCAGUUAUUGCUCAGAUGUAAUCCAAGAAAGAAAAAAUUACUCUUCUAAUCCAGAAAUUAUAAAUCUAGAACCAUCAAAACUAGGAAGAAAAAGAAAAAGAAGAGAACACAAAUCUCCUAGGAUUUCUCUCACUAAUGUAGACAGUGUUUUCAUUCCUAAUGAAAAAAAUUUAGUUAGACUUGAACAAAAAUAUGUACAUAAUGACAGAAGUGACUCAUUUAUUAACAUGCAACUCAGAAACUAUUAGAUACAGAAAAAAAUAUAUGAAUAUAUUUAACUACUAUAACAUCUGAUUGAUGACAUAGUUGGUGCUGAAAGUGUAUUUAUUCUUACGAGAAUAAGGUACUCAGUAAUUAACUUUUUUGGUAAAUAAAUUUUAAAUAUUUAGCA